Fibroporia radiculosa is the source of this 1260-nucleotide messenger RNA. RefSeq lists its product as uncharacterized. NCBI's taxonomy places the organism in Eukaryota, Fungi, Basidiomycota, Agaricomycetes, Polyporales, Fibroporiaceae. The transcript has 5 exons. Gene Ontology annotation, biological process: nucleosome assembly. The record is from RefSeq and is a predicted model, not a curated record. Gene Ontology annotation, molecular function: histone binding; chromatin binding. Bases 1 to 1260 code for a protein of 419 amino acids. Gene Ontology annotation, cellular component: chromatin; nucleus.
AUGUCUGACAACAUUACCAUUAACCAGGUCGAUCUCACCGCACCAACUCCCCAAAAUACACCCCUGACACACGCACCCAUUGCGGCCGGCCUCUCUCGUCCUACUGUCCCCGACAUCACCGAAGACAAUGAAGGUGAAGAGGAAGAGGAGGACUCUCCAAAUGCCGUGCAACAGGCCAUGCUUGGUCUAGUGCAAGGAAAAUUGUCUAGUCUGGUCGGAAAGAGUUCAGGAUACAUCGAGAGCCUGCCUGCUGAAGUCAAAAAGAGCGUGGAGGCGCUGAAAGGCGUGCAGGUCAAGCAGGUUGAACUGCAAAAUCAGUACAAGAGGGAAUGCCUCGAGCUGGAGAAAAAGUACAACGAGCUGCAAAAGCCAUUGUACGAGCGCCGACAUGCCAUUAUCACCGGUGCUGCCCAGCCAACGCCUGAGGAGGUGGAGGCUGGUGAGAAGGAGUCCGCGAAGGACGACUCCGACUACUCGCCUCUGUCAAAAGAGGUGGUCGACUCUCCCGCCGCCCCCAUUCCCGAAUUCUGGCUUACUGCACUGAGGAACCAUGUGGGUCUGUCGGAGAUCAUCACAGAUCGGGAUGCCGGCGCGCUCAAGCAUCUGAUUGACAUCCACCUCUCGUACUUGCCAUCCACGGACUCCAAGCUCGGUUUCAAGCUCUCCUUUGUGUUCAGCCCGAAUGAGUACUUUGAGAACGAUGUGCUCGAGAAGACAUAUCUUUACCAGGAGGAGAUUGGUUACUCGGGUGAUUUCAUGUACGAUCGCGCGAUCGGUACAGAAAUCAAGUGGAAGGAAGCCAAGGACCUGACGAAAGAAUUUGAGCUUAAGAAGCAGAGGAAUAAAAACACGAACCGGACUCGCGUGGUCCGCAAGGCUCGCCCGACAGAGUCCUUCUUCAACUUCUUCUCGCCUCCAGAGCCGCCCAACGAGGACGCCGCUGACGAGAUGGAUGAGGUAGACCUAGAAGAACUCGAAGAGAAACUGGAGGUGGAUUAUCAAAUCGGCGAGGAUAUCAAGGAAAAGAUCAUCCCUCGUGCCAUUGACUUCUUCACUGGAAAGGCGCUUGAGUACGAAGAUUUGGAUGAUGACGAUGAUGAGUUUGAAGACAUGGAUGAAGAUGAUGACGACGAUGACCGUUUCGAGGACGAGGAUUCGGAUUCGGAUGCAGACCUCCCCGCCAGACGACGCGGCCCACCCAAAGGGCGGGGUGCAGCGGCUAACAACAACGUGAACCCGGAGGAAUGCAAACAACAGUGA